AUGACAACACUCACUUCCUGUUUCAGGGGGAAAAGCCUUAUGAACCCAGUCCUUCUCUUUGAAGUCCAGAGUAAAUAUCGAUGAGACAUUCAACUUGAGUGAAGAAAGAGCCCAGCUUUAUCUGUCUACGCUAGCAGACAGAAAAGGUUACGUCUACACAGUUGUAAACAUGUACUACAGGAACUGAAGUUAGGAAAGUUUUAUCCUGUGUUUAUAUCCGGAAUGCCAACGUCAAACCGAAAUUAAAAAAAAAAAAAGAACUUUUUGAAGUGUUUUCCCUGAGGAAUCAUUCACCCGACGUGGUUAUUGUCUACGUCAUGUUGACCUUGCGGUCAGAAUUUGAAUGUUAUCUCUCAACACACCCUAGAAAAUAAAUGAAUGUACUUUCGUUUUGUAUAACUUUAAUCAUGUUUUGUCUGGUCUGAAAACCAGUUUCCUGGGAAUCGAAAUCCUUUAUUUUUCUGAUUUUUAUCUUUAUCAGAUGGUAUUGUUAAAAAUAAAGAUAAGCAGCUUUAUUUUUGAGAAAUUCUCCCUUCGCUGCUAACCAGCGAUAACAGGAAACGAGACUUUGUAGCAGUGAAACGAACUACUUACUUGUAGCUCACUUUAGUUAGCGAAACUGAGAUGAUGGAUGAAUCGGACAAUGUUCCAACCCUUUCCGCGAAACGAUCUAGUGAACAGAGUGAAAGUCCAAAUAAGCGAGCAAAGCUUAGUCGGAAGCAAGAAGAAUCUCAUUUUCUUCGUCUGUUUUGGACGGUUCAAGAGAUUAUUAGAUGCCGCAGUGUAUGGAGUGUCGAUUUAUGUGAUAUUACAGAAACUGAUAUAGAGGAAAGCGCUGACAGCCUUAAGGAGUCUUUCCGACUUUUCGAAGACAUUGAUUUCACUGAUCCAAAAAUAUUAUGUGGAUAUAUUCACCGUUAUGCUGGCCAUGGUGCUGGCUUGGCCAGAGAAAGUGUUUUGGAAGCAAUAAACAGCUGUGAUGAUCUUAAACCUUAUUUAAAUUUUAGAGAAAUCAAUGUCAUAAGUUUAGGUGCUGGACCUGGCAGUGAUGUGAUAGGUUUUUGCAGUGCGUUUUAUGAGUAUGCAAAUUGCUCCGCGCUAAACAUAACGCUAGUAGAUUCGGUGAAAGGCUGGUCAUCUUGUUUCAACAUCGUAGAAUUCCUCACACGAGAAGGAGACUUUGGAAAUGCAACCAAUCUGUUCAAGAAAAGUGACAUUACGACUUCAUAUUUGCAAGUCGAUUUGAUGAAAAAGCCAUUGCAAAAUUCAAAAUUUGUCAGAGCAUUGCAAGAAGCUGAUAUUAUAAUAAUGCAGAAACUGCUUUCUAUCAUACCCUUUGAAAACAGGAACUUCAUAAUUGAGAAUACUGCUGAAAUAAUGAAAGAAGAAGCUGUAUUAUUACUCAUAGAUACACCUUUCCAAGAUCAGUAUUUAAACAGUUUGGAUGUAAAAUAUCGUUCUUCUGCUGCUGAAAAUUACCAAUAUGGGCCAUCAGAAAAUAAAUCUGGCCAAGAAUAUGCGGCUGAAACCAAAGCAAAAGUGAGAGUACUGAAGAAAAAGCAGAAGGAAGUUAAUUAAUUGAAUCUAUAUACUAUAAAUUUGAAAAUGUUUUAUUAUUUGCAGAAAGAAAUAUAAUGAUAGCAAUUUUUGUGUUAAUGAAAAUAAAGUAUAACAAAAUCAAAUUAUUCGUGUGAAA
This is a messenger RNA of Stegodyphus dumicola, 1696 nucleotides long. RefSeq lists its product as uncharacterized. Lineage: Eukaryota; Metazoa; Arthropoda; Arachnida; Araneae; Eresidae. The record is from RefSeq and is a predicted model, not a curated record.